CAUUAUGCAAGACAAUCUAAAUCAAACUGCUUCAUUUUUCCGUCAUCCUAAACUCAAAAUCCCAAAACUCAAAUGCACUUAUGAACUUAUUUGCUCUCCUGAUCUCGAAAUACCUACUUUUAGUAGAAAAGAUGACUCAUUCCAAAAUCAAUCAUUAUUCAAACAAUGUCAAAGGAGAAAUAGCCAAACUAAUAUCUCUAACAAUCAACUAUAAAAUAUAUUCCAAUCCAUACCACUAAAAAAAGCCAAUUCAGACUCUAAAAAAAAUCCCAAAGUUCCACCACUUAAGAUACACUAAAAAUCACUACUUUCCAAACUUUCAGACUAAAAAUCAAUCAGUUAACAUUCAACUACAUUGCUUAGAGGAAGAGGUAACAUAAAAAUACUCUAAAAUCCUUUUAUCACAGACUCUCGUCAUUCUCAAAAAUCCACUUGUACUCCUGAAAGCUAGCCUCCGCAACCAAGAGGAAAACCAUUUUUAUAAAGAAAAGCAUAAAUACAAAUGGUUAAUAGAGUAUUCUCUUCUAUGUCAUAACAUAAAUGA
Paramecium sonneborni is the source of this 544-nucleotide messenger RNA. The record is from the annotation of a GenBank genome assembly. NCBI's taxonomy places the organism in Eukaryota, Ciliophora, Oligohymenophorea, Peniculida, Parameciidae.